AUGCCAGCACCGCCGCCCAAACCCGUCCGCCGACCUCUCGACCUGCCCGGCCUGGGAAAGACGUCGCACGCCCGCCAGGCCUUUGUCAUAUCUUGGGUAUCGGUCACGCUUUCGGUCGUUGCGGCGGCGGUCGGCAUCUGGCUCUCCAUCGUAGAGGGCUCGCUCGUAGAUGCGGAAUCGGAGGGCGAGCUCGAGCGGCGAGAGAAGCGGGCGUCGGUCGGCAUCGCCGCGCUCUUUGUGGUGCUCGCCUUUGUGGUUGGCGGGAUGGCGAUCGAGCACCUGCAGCACGAGCACGAGGAGGAGGGCGAGCCCGGGGAGGCACUUCUCUACCUCUCCAUACCCGGCUUCGUGGCGUCGCUCGGCCUGCUGCUGUUUGGGCUGCACGACCUCUGGAACAACGCGGCGAAGGGCCACAGCUGGUGGAGAGCGCGCUUCUGGGGCACUCCAGCCUAG
Messenger RNA from Emiliania huxleyi CCMP1516, 453 nucleotides. RefSeq lists its product as hypothetical. Gene Ontology annotation, cellular component: membrane. NCBI's taxonomy places the organism in Eukaryota, Haptophyta, Isochrysidales, Noelaerhabdaceae. The transcript is spliced from 4 exons. The record is from RefSeq and is a predicted model, not a curated record. The coding region runs from base 1 to 453 and encodes 150 amino acids.